CGUCCCGGUAAACUGGCUGCUAAUUCGCUAUGCGACGCUCACCUACAACUCCGGCGGACUAACCGCCCGAGCAAAGCGCAUCAUCGUCCACGAGGAGUACGACAACCAAACGGUGGACAAUGAUAUUGCCCUUAUUCAGACGGUGGAACCUCUCGUCUAUAAAGCGCCGAACUCGAUGCCAGUAGCGUUGCCCUCAUUUGGCAGCGAACCGCCUGCCGGACGGAACAUUACCAUCUCCGGAUGGGGCUACCUGCAAGAGGACAGUAUGCGCUUCUCGAAGAACCUCCAAGUGGCGACAGUGAGCGUGGUGAAUCGAGACCGCUGCAAUGCCAUCUAUGAUGGAGAGAUUACCGACAAUAUGAUUUGCGCAGAGAGCAAAGGAGUUGACGCUUGUCAAGGUGACAGCGGCUCUCCAGCGGUCAAUCACUACCGCCAACUAGUUGGCCUGGUUUCCUGGGGCAUCGGCUGCGCCAGACCCGGUUUGCCGGGCAUCUACACCAAAGUGGGCAAUUACGUCAAGUGGAUCAGCCAACGGACCCGCAACCCUGAACAGGUGCCCACCAACUGGAAGUACGUUCCGAAGGUGAAGCCGAGGCCAAAACCCAGUCCGACCAGGCCGGCGGCCACCAAUGGCGAGUUUCUUCCCAACGGAGACGGCAACUCAGCUGCUAGCAAUGAUCUGCUUUUACCUGAGGUGGUGGGCGGCAAUGCCACUGAUGAUCCCUCUGCAAUCACCGACCAGGUGAACUUAGCCAACAUUAGCGACAUCACCGAGGAGGAGAAGGAGCCCGCAGAGGGACUGACUGGAGGUGCUGAAGACAACAAAAAGAGCAUAGACAUGACCACGGU
This is a messenger RNA of Rhagoletis zephyria (snowberry fruit fly), 849 nucleotides long. Its product is annotated as mite allergen Der f 3-like. Gene Ontology annotation, biological process: proteolysis. Lineage: Eukaryota; Metazoa; Arthropoda; Insecta; Diptera; Tephritidae. The record is from RefSeq and is a predicted model, not a curated record. Gene Ontology annotation, molecular function: serine-type endopeptidase activity.